Paramormyrops kingsleyae is the source of this 3903-nucleotide messenger RNA. It is a transcript of the gene tmem102, whose product is annotated as transmembrane protein 102. Lineage: Eukaryota; Metazoa; Chordata; Actinopteri; Osteoglossiformes; Mormyridae. The record is from RefSeq and is a predicted model, not a curated record.
GCCAGGGGAAGGUGUGCGCCUAAGGACCUGUUGGAAAUGACGGGGGGAAGAAAUCGGACUUGUGCACAAAAAUCAAAACAAAUCCUAGAGGAUUAGAGCCAUUGACAACCUACGAAUAAAGGCCAUUUUUUUUUUUUAAAAAGCAGGAGGUGCAACUGGUUCCCAGGCCCCCCAUAAUGGAGAGCCUGAUCAGCGCCGUGACCCCCCGGCCCCCGGCCCUGGCCAAACGCGCGGCGGAGGUGGACUUCCGCUCAGGGGCGGUACUGGAGCAGCUGUCUGCCCAGGUCCUGGAGCUGGUGCAGCUGGAGCAGGCUGAGUUUGGAGACCAGACUGCCUUAGAAGUACACACUGCCAAAGACUUCAUCUUCAACAUGCUGGGUCUGGUACAGAAGGUGGACCAGAGGCUUCCAGUGGCCAAUGAGUACCUGCUGCUUUCUGGUGGGGCCAGGGAGGGCGUGCUGGACCUGAACCCGGAAGAUCUGGGCGACUACGCCAAAGGGGCCGACUUCGACAUGGACUUCACCCUGCUGGUGCCGGCACUGAAGCUGCAUGACCGUAACCAGCCCGUCACGCUGGACAUGCGCCAGUCAGGGCCCUGCCACUCCUGGCUGAGCUUACGCCUCUGUGAUCCCGUCACCCUGGCCCGCUGGCGUUUCUGCUGCCAGGAAGAGCAUGAAGCAGGGCUAGAGGAGGAUGGGGCGGAGCCCGAGGCCCAUGCCGAGCCUGGCUGUGCCGCCAUUCCCUCCCUUCAGUCCCCCCAGGUCCUGGACGGCUGUUACUUCUCCCCGACGCUCGUAGCCGACUGGUUCUGGGAUGUGGUGGGGACGGCCGUGGAAGAGCUGCGCAAGAACCCCCAACGUGGGACUCCUGUUCCGGAGAGGGUGGAGCGCAACGGGCCCCUGACCACACUGGUCCUCACGGCUGGCACCAGCCGGGUCCUUUAUGAUCUGCUGCCCGUGGUGUCGUUCCGCGGCUGGCCGGCUGUGGCCCAAGGUUGGCUGACGGCCAACCACUUCUGGGACGGCAAGAUAACCGAGGAGGAAGCCAUCAGUGGCUUCUACCUGCUGCCCUGCUGCUCGCCCGCCGGAGGACGUCCCGACCGCGAGUGGAGGCUAGCCUUCUCGAGGAGCGAAGUCCAGCUAAAGAAGUGCAUCCCUAGUCCUAUGGCUCAGGCUUUCCAGGCGGCCAAGGCGCUCAUAUCCCGCCUGCUCUCCCGGCCCCGUUCCGGGCUCAGCCCCUACCAUCUGCGUACCCUGCUGUUUUGGGCAUGCGACCGCUUGCCCCCAGCCUACCUGAGCUCCCAGGAUCCGGAGAUUCCCGCUCGCCUCCUCCUGGGUCUCUUGGACGACCUGGCGCACUGCAUCCUGGGAAAGAGCUGCCCUAACUACUUCUUGCCUCAGUACAACAUGCUGGAUCACCUGACUGACAGCGCUGCCCUGCUAUUGGCUCGCAAGCUGGCCCACCUGCGCUCCGAUCCCGCCGAGCACCUCCGUGCUGCCCUCGAUCAGGCCCGGCAAGUCUCCCAGCUCAAAAGGGAAGCGGCGGGCAGCAACGGGCACCCGCUCUCCCCUAGGCAUGGCUCGGGUACCAGCCACGCCCCACAGGAUGACCGGUUGGCUCAGCGGCUACAGCAGCUGGUCACAGAGAAUCCAGGGAAGUCCAUCUCAGUCUUCCUCAACCCCGAUGACGUCACACGACCUCACUUCCGCAUUGAUGACAAGUUCUACUGAUGCCCCCACCCAACACCUUUGGUGUCUCCUUGAUGAUUUUCUGAGCCGUUGCUAGAUAGGUGUUAAUGAUCUAAUGAUGUAUAUGAGAACUUUGAGAAGGCACUAGACAAUCGGGAGGGGCGGGGGGGAAGAUAACCCCUCACCAUAUAACACUACUAUAUCUAUGGUACUGUCAGUCAAGUGAUACCGUCAAUGGAACAAGCUUCUGCUGCUGAAAUUGAGACUAUUGUGUGCUGAGAUGCGCCUCCUGGUGCCCCAAAGAAGAAUUACAAGUAGAAAAGCUGAAACCAAAACGGGGCUGCGCAGCUUUCAACUCCCACGAGUUCAAGUCAAGUCUGUCAAGUCCCACGAGAGGCCUGCAGAGACCCCGCAUGGCUGGAGGCUCUCGCACUGCCGUCUCGGGGGAUGAGAAAUGGCACGAUUUAAUGAAAGAGCUUAUUCUUAGCUUUGAAAGAAAGGGGGUAUUCCAAAGGCCUGCACUGCGAAAUAUCUGGACUUCUGGGUAAUUUAUCCUGGCUAAUUCCUAAGAGAACGUGAGAAUGAAGGUACUACCGUUUGUAAUUGAAUGUAAUCGCAAGAGGAAGCCCUGCAUCUCUCGCUUUCAGUCUCUCUCUCUCUCAGGGUGCCGUAUGCAUUCCAGCUUUUCUUUCUUCCUGCUUAGAGCGGGUCAAAGUCAGGACAGGUCCGUUGUCACAGUUUUCACUUGGAGGCGAUGUCAUGGUGCUGAUCAGCCUGCUGGGGCAGGUUGCUGCGUACGGGGGCCUUUGGUGUCUGUAACACUACAAGCUGCCUGCUCGUCCUUCCCCUCCACGGUCUCGGUCAUGAUCGUACGCAUUCCUUAUCUCUAAGGGAGCGUCGCCUGCCAUCAAGUCUUCUAUAAGGGCUCCGCUUCCAGUGUUCACUUUACACUAUGAGUAUUUUUUAAAGGGGAUUUAAUAUUGCUUCGUUUUCUAAUUUCCAGUCAGCUUUCAAAGCUUUGUUGUCCUUUGAGCUUUUCUGCUAGCUGCAUGGUGGGCUCGCGUUUGGGAGAAAGGACAGUCUCUCCAUCGCGCCGCCUUCAGCGGGUUCUCCAUCCGCACUGCAUUGCAGGAGAACGAGAAGGACAGAGACCGGACAGUGUCACCCCCUUUGUUAGGGGAUUAGAUGCGGGGUGGUAACUGGGGGCAGGGGGGGGGGUUCCUAUGCCUUUGUCCCCCCCCACCAGGUUCCCCGCAGUGCUCACAGAAUGCCACCUCGCUGCCUGUGAACCUUCUGAAUGCUGCGGCUACUUCUGAGGGGCGCUACUUCAUCCUUUUGCUGGAAGUUUGCAACGUUAGCGUCGCAUGUUUUUGCCAAACAGGCAUUGCGGCAGUACACUAAGUACUAGGGCCUACUGAGGGUGCUUCUAGGCUGCCUGGAUUAGCGAUGGUCUCUUAGCGGAUGCCAAGCGUAGAGGGUUGGAGACCAGCCCUCAAUGGACUGUCUGAACUGAAGCCUUCGCCUGCUCUGUGUUGAAGGAGCUGGGACUGAUCACACCCAAGGUGAUUUUUCACUUGUAAAAUCUUUUGAAAAAGCAUUAAUAUUCUCACAGUCAUCUAUAAAUAUUAUGGUACAUAAAAAAACAUAACAUCAGCCUCAACUGCAUGCAGUCCAUUUGCUUUAGAGAAGUAUACAGCAUUCUGGUGUGAAACAUGUUGACGUUUUGCUUGGCAUUAAGCCCCGCCUCUUCCUCUUCCCAUCUCCUGUGGCAUUUCACAGAUGAGCACGGAACUGGUGUUCUCGUGGCUGUCGCUGUUGUUAUGGUUUCAGGGCAAGGUUUUGAGAACGAAGUGUGUUUCGAUUGGUAGAAGGUGGAGGUGCCAGUUAAAUCAGUUUAUAUUUACAGGAAAUCAUUAGAAUAGAAUGUAUAUUGAGAAAUGAAUGUAACUGAAUUUGCCUCUAAUAGUGCUUGAACAGGAGUCAGGUUAAUUUGAGGGCAACAUUGUAACUGAGAAACCCUUUGCAGUUGAUCUCGUUGAGAACUGGGGGUCUUUUGGCUUACUUUUCCUUUGUCGCUUAAUGAUUUGGUCGUCUUGAUUGUUUCUGCAAAGCAUAAACUACACCAGGCUUGUUCUUUUGCCUAAUUUCUUUUCCAGAUUGUGUUGAAUGCUUGACUGACAUCACUGCGGCAUGAAAUAAACUUCUAAUUCACAAG